GGCGAGGCUGAUGGAAGGGGGAGAGGAGGAGGCGAGAGAGGAGGCGAGAGAGGGAGAGAGGAGGGUAACAGAUAUAGAACCACCUCGAGGAAAACAUGGCGAAGGUGACGAGGAGGACGAGAGCUUCGGAGCCAACGGGUUCUCCUUCAGAGAGCUUUGGAGGUUCACAGGACCAGCAUGGCUCAUAAGCAUUGCAUACUUGGAUCCAGGAAACUUAGAGACAGACCUACAAGCUGGCGCUCAGUUCGGAUACAGCCUGUCUUGGGUGCUGCUGUGGUCAUCAGUCUUGGGUCUCAUCAUUCAGGUCCUUUCCCUCCGCCUCGGCAUCGUCACGCACCGCCACCUAGCACAGCUCUGCCGAUACGAGUACCCUCCCUUCAUUCGCUACGUGCUCUGGGUCCUAAGCGAGCUGAUGAUCGUGGCCAGCGACGUCCCUGAGGUGAUAGGAACCGCCUUCGCCAUUCAGCUGCUUUCCAAGGGCAUGAUCCCGUUGUGGGGAGGGGUUCUGACGUGUGCAGCGAGCACUCUCGUCUUCCUCACCCUCUCCUACUUGGGGCUCUCCUACCUCACCGCGUUCGUUGGGGGGCUCGUCGGCAUCAUGUCCUUCUGCUUCAUGGCUGAGUGCUUCCUCAGCCCUCCUGACGGAUGGUCGUCUGUGGUUGGAGCAGCAGUGCCCAACCUUCCUGCUGGGUCAGAGAUGAUCGCUGUUGGCCUCCUUGGGGCAGUCGCGAUGCCGCACAACCUCUUCUUGCAGUCCGCCCUCGUCCUGGCGAGGAAGACCAAGCGCGAGAAGACCUCCAUCAGGUUUGCUUGCAUCUACACCACCAUAGAGACCGCGUUCGCGCUCGGUGUCAGCUUCCUGGUCAACUGGAGCGUCUUGUUGGUGGCAGCUUCGAGCUUUGCGCCGUACUGGUGCUCUCCUGUGCAAGAGGUCUGCGAGGUCAACACGCCCGAAUGUAAAGAGACCAGCAACCUCGACAAGUGCUUUCCCGUCGGCCUUGAAACUGCCGGAAAGCUUCUCCAGACUACCGUUGGGGAGCAAGCAGGCAUGUUCUGGGCAGUGGCGCUCUUGGCGUCGGGCCAGAGCUCCACCAUCACCGGCACGUAUGCAGGGCAGUUCGUGAUGGAGGGGUUCGUUGAGAUGAGCCUGCCCUUGUGGCUGCGAAACCUGAUCUCGAGAGGGAUAGCCAUUGUCCCCUCCCUCUGUGUCUCGAUCAUUGCUGGUCCACGUGGAGCAAACGAUCUUUGCGUCAUCGCCUCCAUCGUGCUCGCCCUCCACCUGCCCCUGGCUCUUAUCCCGCUCCUUAAGUUCACGGAUAGCAGGGAGAGCAUGGGCGACCAUCGCAACAGCAGGAUGCUGUCGGGCGUUUCUUGGAUGCUGGCGCUGAUGGUGAUAGCAGCGAAUUCAUCGCUCACCUGGAAUACAGUGAUCGACCCCAUGCUGCAGCAAGACGGCUACGGCUCUUGGAAGUUUGUCGUCGUUGUCAUCAUCGCUGCCCUUUACGUCGCCCUACUCGCCUAUCUCAUGUGGCGUCCAGUGCAGAAGCGAAACGGGGGAAUACACGGAACUCCAAUUAUUGUACAUGCCAACGGGAACGGCGGCGGCGGCGGCGGCGGGCUGCUUCAGCCGCUGAUGCUUGAUGCUGCCUAGAAAGGCAACAUCGUUUUCAGUCUAUUCUUUCUCUCAACGGCAAAGCAUCGUGAUACGUUAUCGUGAGAAUCUUGACAGUGAACCCGCUACAACUUGCAGGCUCAGACGGCGGCGGUGACUCUCUCAGGCAUUCCGAAGUUCAGGCUGCCAGCUCCGAAAUCGGAAGUUCCGCUCACUGUCCGAUCAGUGCUGCUGAGAUGCCAGGGGCUGCUUCUGAAGGGCGGUGGGCGCCGUCGGACCGUCACAGCCUCGGAGUCAGUCGCACUGGCCGCCGGGCAGUGCCAUGGUGAUCUGAACUCGGCCUGGCAGGGCCGUACGGUACUCAUUGGCGUGAAGCCCGGGAAUCACUGAUACCGUGCCGUACGGUCCGUAGUCAGUAUUAGUAGCCGGGUGCCCGGCCCGGGCCCGGACUGAGUCGGAGUGAAUGUAUCGGUAUCACUGUUGAACUUGCCCCUCCCCCGGAAGUAAACCUUUCCACUUCCGUUUGGGGCGGGGGGACAGCAGCCGAGUCGACCGUACAGUACGGUCGGCAGGGUGAGGUUUGAUACCGGGGUGCCAGACCGGGGCCCGUUCCGAAGUUCACUUGAAGGGGCUGCCGCAGUGCCAGUCACGGUGAAUGGUCAGGAAUAUCCGAUGUAUAUAUACCCAGACUCUGGGUCUUUGCCAAGUUGUGUGCCGCAGUGCGUCGACUGUGCCGACAGUGACGGUGGCACCGUCCCGGCGUUCUGAUCGGAUCAGUUGCGAAGCCUUCCACUGCUCAGUGUUGUUUGAGUCAAGAGCUGAGCCUGAGGCCCCCCACACGGCCGCGGCCGAGUCGGAGUGGAACAAUCAACUGGAUCGGAGGCUUCCGGCUAAAGUCUUUACUCAAAGUUAAGUUAAAAAUCAGUACGAGGACAAUCAGGAGAGUCGAGGAGGCUUCCGGCUAUGGCAGCACUAGAGUAGUAGUAGUAAUAUGGCAGUACUAGAGUUAAGUUAAAAAAUAGACUAGUAAUAUCUCCG
Guillardia theta CCMP2712 is the source of this 2650-nucleotide messenger RNA. RefSeq lists its product as hypothetical. NCBI's taxonomy places the organism in Eukaryota, Cryptophyceae, Pyrenomonadales, Geminigeraceae. Gene Ontology annotation, cellular component: membrane. The coding region runs from base 11 to 1651 and encodes 546 amino acids. Gene Ontology annotation, biological process: metal ion transport. The transcript is spliced from 5 exons. Gene Ontology annotation, molecular function: cadmium ion transmembrane transporter activity; manganese ion transmembrane transporter activity. The record is from RefSeq and is a predicted model, not a curated record.